CUUUGACUGCACAGACAGCAGAAGUCAACCAAACUAUUUCUGCUACAGCUGAUUCGGUCGCCAUCUUUUGUCGCGAACAUAAACAACAGCGGCGCGUUUGCGUUGGCUUUUACAUGUAUCGCUGCCGUUUGGAAGGAAGCGACAGCAGUCACCCCGCCGGAGCGCCGAGCUUUUCCACCGAAGAUGACAGUUGAUUUGUUCCGCUGAGCCGCCGUGUCAGCCGGACAUGGGAGUCCUGUGUGGAUUUCCUCACCGGGAGGGAGCGGGGGUUUAAAGGGGGCGGGGAGGGCAGCAGAGGGGCCUUGCUGCUCGUCAGCCCCUGCAGAGAUGGACCAGGAGUACGAGAGACGUCUGCUGAGGCAAAUCAACCACCAGAACCUGCCGACAGAGGCCCGCCUGACCAAGUGUGUAAGUGCUACCUGCAGUCCUGUCAGUGUUAAGUCAGGGGACCGCUUCAUUCCCACACGCGCUGGAAGCAACUGGAGCAUCAACUUCCACUAUGCCAAUGAGAACUGUCGCUCUCCCAACCAGAACCAUAAAGCAAAGGAUGCCAGUUCAGAUUCAAGCAAAGAUGCUGUGGCGUAUGCUGCCCUGUUGAGGAAUGAGUUGCUGGGGGCAGGGAUAGAGACCGUGCCAGACCCUCACACGGACGACCGGCGGCAUGCAGUCCUCUCUCAAGACUCUCACAGCCUGUUUAGGUACACUGUCCACACGAAGAGAGUGCCUUUCGAUAGCGAUAAUGAAGUCUCACCGUACUCCCUUUCUCCACUUAGUAACAAGAGUCACAAGCUGCUCCGCUCUCCUCGUAAACCAGCCCGGAAGAUCUCCAAGAUCCCCUUCAAAGUGCUGGACGCUCCAGAGCUGCAGGAUGACUUCUACCUCAACCUGGUAGACUGGUCAGCAGGCAACCUGCUCAGUGUCGGCCUGGGAGCCUGCGUCUACCUGUGGAGUGCCUGCACCAGCCAGGUGACAAGGUUAUGUGACCUCUCGGUGGACGGGGACUCUGUUACUUCAGUGUGUUGGAACGAGAGGGGAAGUCUGGUCGCUGUUGGAACCCACAAGGGGUAUGUUCAGAUCUGGGAUGCAGCAGGAGGGAGGAAGCUGACCAGUCUGGAGGGUCACUCAGCUCGUGUAGGUGCCCUGGCGUGGAAUGGUGAGCAGCUGUCGUCGGGAAGUCGGGACAGAGUGAUCCUACAGCGGGAUGUCAGAACACCUCCUUCUGCUGAGAGGAGGUUACAAGGUCACCGGCAGGAAGUGUGUGGUCUCAAAUGGUCCCCCGACCACCAACACCUUGCGUCCGGAGGCAAUGACAACAAGUUGCUGGUGUGGAACAGCUCCAGCCUGCUCCCCGUGCAGCAGUACAGCGACCACCUGGCAGCAGUCAAGGCCAUUGCCUGGUCCCCCCACCAACACGGGCUGCUGGCGUCAGGCGGCGGCACCGCCGACCGCUGCCUGCGCUUCUGGAACACGCUGACGGGCCAGGCGCUGCAGAGCACAGACACCGGCUCCCAGGUCUGCAACCUGGCCUGGUCCAAACAUGCCAAUGAACUGGUGAGCACUCACGGCUACUCUCAGAACCAGAUCUUGGUGUGGAAGUAUCCGUCACUAACACAGGUGGCCAAGUUGACAGGACACUCCUACAGGGUGCUGUAUCUGGCCGUGUCACCAGAUGGGGAGGCCAUCGUCACAGGCGCUGGAGAUGAAACACUACGGUUUUGGAACGUCUUCAGUAAGACACGUUGCACCAAGGAAUCAAAGUCAGUGCUGAACCUCUUCACCAGAAUACGAUAGUGGACGGCCCGGGUCAGGACUGGUUCAGUUUAAUAAGCUGUGGUUGAACUGCACAGAGUCACCAACGACACUCACAGACUAUCUCCUACACCACUCUCAAGUGCACCGACCACCACUACAACAGUACUUCUCAAAUCCUCCUUUUUUUUUUUCUACAAAGGAUGCAGUCCCAACUCUCAACGACAACUGCCACCCCUCACAGUGAUGUCACUGAUUAAAAAAAAACAAAAAACGAA
Thunnus maccoyii (southern bluefin tuna) is the source of this 2027-nucleotide messenger RNA. It is a transcript of the gene fzr1b, whose product is annotated as fizzy/cell division cycle 20 related 1b. Gene Ontology annotation, molecular function: anaphase-promoting complex binding; protein binding; ubiquitin ligase activator activity. The record is from RefSeq and is a predicted model, not a curated record. Gene Ontology annotation, biological process: positive regulation of anaphase-promoting complex-dependent catabolic process; anaphase-promoting complex-dependent catabolic process; positive regulation of ubiquitin protein ligase activity. Lineage: Eukaryota; Metazoa; Chordata; Actinopteri; Scombriformes; Scombridae. The coding region runs from base 328 to 1791 and encodes 487 amino acids. Gene Ontology annotation, cellular component: anaphase-promoting complex. The transcript has 14 exons.